AUGGACUUUUUCGACGAUGUGGAGGGCGAUGAGUCUGAUGAGGAGGAGCGGAUGCUGGAGGAGAUGACAAGAGGCUAUAUACUUGACGAUUUUGAAUUUAACCUGGAUUCGAAAACAGCAUUACCCCGACAGUCGGCAUCCACCGCAUAUUCCGAUUCGACGUUACCUAGGGAAUCGGGUUCGAGUGGCUACUCGUCAGGAACAACAUGGGCGAGCUCGGUUAGCUCUGCGCAUAUGCUGAAUGGAACCCACUUGACUACAGUAACAGAAGUUCCAGUAACGCCCCCACCCCCGCCUCCAACCUUUUCGCCUCACCUGCCUCCACCUUCGCUUCCUCCUCAGGUACCACCUCCACCACCGCCCCUAGCGCUAGCACCCUUGGCACCGUUAGCGCAAAAAAUUAAGGAACCACUGCCAACACUCCCUAACCCUAACAUUGCAGCAAUCCCGGGGCUUGCGGUUACGAAGUCUUCAUAUAGUGUAAGAAGUAGACGCCUUUCGGCCUUGGCGGAGCCUCUCAAGGUUGAAACAUCAGUGUCCAAUACCGCUUCCUCAUCAAACACAACUGCCGUACCGACAACAUUGGUGCGUGGGCCGUCACCCCAACCAGGAGCAGUUGACUCAGAACCUCCAUCCGAACCACCUCCAUUACCACCUGUAAGCCCCCCAUUGAACGCCCCUCCAAAGUCAGCCUCAGCCGUAUCCUCGUCCCGACUGGGCGCCUCCAGCGACUUUGGGGACGGCUCGUUGCCGGAUCCUCCAGCAACCGCUCAAGGUAUUUCCGGCAGAAAGCUUUCAUCACCAACACCUCCAACACUCGAACCUCCUGGACUGAGUGUUCCGUUGGCAAAGACAGUAUCUGACGACGGCGCAUCAGGUUCUCCGGCUAGGUAUACUCCACGAAUAGCUGGCAUCCCCGGUUCGCUAAGGCAGAUACAAUCAUCGGCGAGCUUGAAGAGUAGGAAUGUUGGUGGUCCCGACACCGAAUCUCCGGGAAUACCUCACAACGGCCUGUUUUCGUCGUCCAGCGCUUCAAAUUUAAGGAAGGCAUUUCCGAGAUCGGCAACUCCUGCUACACCCACCAUCGUACCUAAUACACCAAUGGGCGCCCCUCCGACUGCAGGACUUCCCGCUGGAGGAAUGCACCUUUUCGAGAGCAAACUUCAUUCACCCGCUACACCUGGUAAUGAGGAGGCUCUCUCUUCUAGUAUUCCAGUACCUCUCGAACCCUGUCCUCCCGAGCCAUUGUCUAAGCCCUUCUGGUUGAUGAGGUGCUUUUAUCAAACCGUAGCCCAUCCCCGUGGUGGAUAUAUCUCUGCUAGGCUUUUUGUACCUAGAGAAGUCUGGUUCAUCAAGGGGGUUAAGAUCCGCGCAGUGGACGACAAAAUUUCUGCAUGCGACCUUGUCAGCGCAGCAUUGGCCAGACUUGCAAGGGUAAAGCAUAACGACAUACACGCUCUCUAUGAAGAAAUGCAAUCGCUCGAAGGCGUCCUCGAUCGCGCGCAAACUGUUCUUUCAAAGAAACUUGGGAAUGAAGUAGGAUCAGUCGGCGCGAGAUCCCUUUACCAAACCGAGCACACGAUAUCAGAAGGCAACGCCCAUGACAUGGUGACCAAAUCCACCGGUGUCACUGGAGGGAAGAGCUACUUUUCCUUGCGCAAGCUCCGUACAAAGUCCUCCAACACUGCGCUCUCUAGCUUUGGUUCGUCGUCUAAUCUUGCGGGCGGGGACUUUUAUGGUAGCAGUGGGUUGCCGAUGGCCGCUGGUGCGACAGAUUCCUCUUCCCAGCCCAAGAGGAACUUGGAGAGUGUUACUUUUGGCGGGCCUCAUGCUGCUUAUAUCAGUGCUUUGGCGCGGUUGUUUGAUGCCGCACAGAUUCUUGACCGCCUCCCAGUAUUCGAUGAAGGCAGCCUCCCUGAGAAGACUGCCCCAACCAAAAAAGUCGGAUUAGAGCUUAGCCAUCGUCACGCAGCAGAGUUCUUUGGAUUCUACAUUUGUCGUUUCGUACUGGCCGAUGUUUCCCUCCUUCUAGACAAGUUUGUGAAGAGGGGUAAUGAGUGGGUUGCACAGUAA
This is a messenger RNA of Tuber melanosporum (Perigord truffle), 2073 nucleotides long. RefSeq lists its product as uncharacterized. The transcript is spliced from 2 exons. The record is from RefSeq and is a predicted model, not a curated record. Bases 1 to 2073 code for a protein of 690 amino acids. Lineage: Eukaryota; Fungi; Ascomycota; Pezizomycetes; Pezizales; Tuberaceae.